This is a messenger RNA of Xyrauchen texanus (razorback sucker), 2650 nucleotides long. RefSeq names its product F-box only protein 42-like. Lineage: Eukaryota; Metazoa; Chordata; Actinopteri; Cypriniformes; Catostomidae. The transcript is spliced from 10 exons. Gene Ontology annotation, molecular function: protein binding. The coding region runs from base 169 to 2142 and encodes 657 amino acids. The record is from RefSeq and is a predicted model, not a curated record.
GUGUGCGUGCGCGCGCUCUGUAGCGGAGGGAAGAUGGCGGAUGUUUAUAGUGAGAAUCUGGAUGAGAGCAGCUGAUGCAAAACACAAACAUCAAUUCGCAGAAAUUAAAGAGAAUAAACUCACCGAGCAGAGACAGACAGACAGAUCCACUGUCAGACAGACAGCAUCAUGUCUCGCUGCUCAGAUGGUGAAGACAGCGGUUUUGUUGGCAUGGACACCGAGGACAGUGUUGAGACGGUGGACAGUCGGACGAGAGCGGCGGCGAGUGCUCACAGUAUGGGUGAACUGCCGGAGGAAGUGCUGGAGUACAUCCUGUCCUUCCUGUCUCCAUAUCAAGAGCACAAGACCGCCGCCCUGGUGUGCAAACAGUGGUAUCGCCUCAUUAAAGGUGUGGCGCAUCAGUGUUAUCACGGUUUCCUGCGAGCCGUUCAGGAGGGAAACAUCCAAUGGGAGAGCAGAACUUACCCGUAUCCUGGAACACCGAUUACACAACGAUUCUCACACAGUGCGUGUUACUAUGACUGCAAUCAGUCCAUGUAUGUGUUCGGCGGCUGCACUCAGAGCAGCUGUAACGCCGCGUUUAAUGACCUGUGGAGACUCGACCUCAACAGUAAAGAGUGGAUCCGCCCGCUCGCGUCAGGUUCGUACCCGUCUCCUAAAGCGGGAGCGACUCUGGUGUUGUAUAAAGAUCUGUUAGUGCUGUUUGGCGGCUGGACGCGUCCCAGUCCAUAUCCUCUCCAUCAGCCCGAGAGAUUCUUCGAUGAAAUACACACGUACUCGCCGUCAAAGAACUGGUGGAACUGUAUCGUGACGACUUACGGGCCGCCGCCCAUGGCAGGCCACUCCUCCUCUGUGAUUGGCAGCAGUAUGGUGGUGUUUGGAGGAUCUCUGGGCACGCGGCAGAUGAGCAAUGAGGUUUGGGUUCUGGAUCUGGAGCAGUGGACCUGGUCUAAACCCAACAUCAGCGGCCCGUCUCCACACCCGCGAGGAGGGCAGUCUCAGAUCGUGAUUGACAGAGACACUCUGCUCAUUCUGGGCGGCUGCGGAGGUCCAAACGCCUUACUGAAGGACGCGUGGAUGCUGGACAUGAGUGCUUCCAGCUGGACGUGGCAGCAACUGCGAGUGGAGAACGAAGAUCAUGGAGCGCCAGAACUGUGGUGCCAUCCAGCCUGCAAGGUGGGCGAGUGUGUGGUGGUGUUCUCUCAGGCUCCAUCAGGUCGCGCUCCUCUCAGCCCGAGUCUUAACUCUCGCCCAUCACCCAUCAGCUCAACGCCCGCCCCGCUCGGCCCUGACCCGCCCUCCCUGCGCUCACAGUCCCCUGUGCGCAGCAGUGCAACAGGUGUGGUGCUGGGCAUGGUCGAAGAGGCGCCAUGUGUGAAUGGCCGAUGGGGGACGCUGCGCCCGAGAGCGUCGGCCAGAGCGAGAGAUGGAAGUCCGUCAUCAUCGCAGCAACAGUCGCCCUCGCGUGGACCAGACAGCCCGCCGCUGCUCAAUGGCUCCUCCCCCUCGCCGUCCUCCAGCCCCAUCCAGGCAGCAUCUCCGCCCACCCGACCACAUGCUCACGUGCCCGCGGACUACAACUGGGACGAGCCGGCAAGCUCUAACGGGCUGCACACGCCUCCGCAGGCUGUGUCUCCGUGCACCCCGCCAGGUGCGAUAUCUCCUGCGGCGCUGCGCAGAGGCCUCGAGGCCAUUAAACCUUCUUCGUCACUCCCAACCUCGUCCUCGCCAACCCAGCCAAGCACCUCCGUGUCCGGCGGCACGCCCUCCACCUCCUUGAGCCCGGCGCAGGCCGCUGUGGCUGACGGACACUCCAUCCCGCCGAUCGCGCGGCGACUCGCCCAUCACCCACCACAGAGUCUGAACGUGGGCAAGCCGCUGUACCAGUCACUCAACUGCAAGCCCAUGCAGAUGUACCAGCUGGACAUUUCACGAGCUAAGUCAGACGCCGUGGUGUCGUGGCGUGUGUGCGGGAGCGGCGGUGUGCCAAGCGCCGUCCCGGGACCACCAGAGACGAGCCUUCACACGGUCGUACAGGGGCGCGGAGAGCUCAUUAUCUUUGGUGGGCUCAUGGACAAAAAGCAGAAUGUUAAAUACUAUCCCAAAACCAACGCCUUGUACUUCGUCCGUGCUAAAAGGUAAUUGACGAGCACGAGGUGCGUUUAGCACUCUGAAGAUUCCCACAGACUGACGUGUUUAACUGGACGACUUUUGACCUUACACUAAUUUACCUUAAAAUACAGCUCAACAUAUAAAGGACACUCGAACAUAGUCGUUAUUUCAAUUUAUGAUGAUUUUGCAGCGUGCUGUGUGUGCGUGUGUGUGUGUGUGUGUGUGUGUGUGUGUGUGUGUGUGUGUGUGUGUGUGUGUGUGUGUGUGUGUGUCUGCAUGCUCUGCGAGUCUGUGAGACAUUGAAGGGAAUGUUUCUGUUGUAUUUGACUUUCAGAAAUUCUGAUCUGACUGAAGGAAACAACAAUUGAGGAACUGAAAACUGUCAAUCUUUUUUACCCUCUUCAAUGCCAUUGUUUACAUUAAACGUGUGAGUGUGUGUGUGAGUGUGAGUGUGUGUGUGUGUGUGUGUGUGUGUGUGUGUGUGUGAGUGUGAGUGUGUGUGUGUGUGUGUGUGUGUGAGUGAGUGUGAGUGUGAGUG